CUGGUGAUGAGGCGGGAAAGAGCGGCUGGAGGCAGGGUUUCUGUGGAGACGAUGUCUUUUGUUGAGUAUGACAUCUCACAGAGAGCACGUCCGCGGGCCUUGGAUUGCAGAGCUGCUGCUCGAACAGAGAUCCGGCUGGAGUUGCUAUAAGUCGGCCCCGGUUCAAGUCACAGAGCUUAUUCCACUUGAGAACUGGAUUAAGGAAGCUGGAUAUGAAUCUGCUGUUGUUGUCUACAUAUCCGAUUUAAAGUACAGAAUUAAGGCUGUGCUGACAGCAGAAGCGGGAUAUAACCUUCAGCAGGAAGAGGAGAACUAUACACUCAGUCAACUCAAAAGCAAAGUUAUUAUUUUGAAAAAAUUCAAUAUUCAGGUCAGAUUGGAGCUGGAAUUGAAAGAUUGUGAAUUCUAUCUUGUUGUUCAAGAUUUGAAGAUUCUACCAGGAGACAUGGGUUUCUAUGAUGUAUGCUCCUGUAACAAGGAUCUUGCUGUGCAGAAGAAGUUGAGAGAACUCUGGGAAAAUUAUUUAAAUAACAUGAUAACACAAGAGAAGACAUUUUCUGAUCUCGGUUUAUCAACUAUGAUUAAUGCAGCAGAGGAAGAUGAAAUUAGAGUGCUGAAACAUGCUGCUGAACUUUGCCUUGAUCCAAAUGUUGAUUCCAAAGCUUCAACAUCCACAACACCGUUUUUGUUAACAUCACUGAAUCAACCUUCAGGAUGGAAAGCUAUGAGAAGGCAAAAUAAGAAGGGAAAAAAUUUCACUGUACCAGAAGUAAUGCUAAUGAUUUCUUCUCAACAAGAAGAAGCCUUAAAUAAUAUAAAAGAAUGGAAGGAUGAUUUUGUAUGCACUGAAGAUCCAGAAUCUGGGCAUAAUGGCUGUACAGAUAUGUCCAUGGGUAUUACAGUAGAGCAGGAGGUUCCAUCUUCACAGAAUCCUUGGAAUGCAGUAUCCCCUGUGUGCCUUGGUGGAAUUCCAUCUUCUGGAGAAACUUGUAUUUCAUGUACUUCAGAACCUUGUAAGAAGCACAAUGGCAAAUGUAGUGUCCUUUGCUCGACGUUGGUUGAUGCUCCUGGUUGUAGUGGUCUAGCUGUUGAGCUUCAGCUUCCAGACAACAGUACACAAGAUGAGCCAGACAAAUCAGUAGAGUUGUAUACAGAAGAGUCCCAACAUUCAGAAGGCCAUUGUAGUAAAGGUUCGUUACUCUCACCAGCCACAUCAUCAAACAAUGAAAGAGACAGAAUAUAUGUGACAGAACCUAAAGAGACCAAUAGAGCAAAAUCUAUGAACUCCAAUCCGGCUGCCUGUGACCGUUUGUUUAAAAGCCUGUCUCCUCUAACAAGUACAAUCAUUAAUUCCGAUGGCUUGAAUUGUGUGGGCUCAGCCAAAAACUUAUCCCCUAUGUCAGCAGUUAAAAAUGAUGGCCAAUGUAGACCAAUCAUGGCUUUGUACGAUCAUGCAGCAGAAACUCAAAACAGUGUCUCGGAAAUAGAAGAAACACAGUUAAAAGGUAGCAGAGAGAAGGAACGUUACGAGAGCCCAAGAGCUGCGAAAAGGAAAUGGCAGUGUGGGAGCACAGAAAAUCAAUUGGACAGAAACCAUGUUGAUCAAGGCACUUUCUCGAUGCAGACGAGAGCUGAAAUUGAGGAUGGGGACUCCAUGAACUUGAGUAGCAAUGAGACAUUCAUUGAUGCAGAUCAUUAUGAAGAGAUAGCUGAUGAUUAUCAGAUGAACAACAUUACUGGCCAGAAAAAAGAAGGUAGAAUGAAUAAAAUGCUUAAAGAUACUGACUUGAAUAAUUUGCCACAAAGUAAAAAAGCAUUGUCAACAAAGUAUAAUCAAUUAGACUUUGUUUCCAAGAGACCAUCAGAAGUUCAUAAUUGUAAAGGGCAGGGAUCGGUAGUUACUCCAGCUGGCCAGAACACAGAGGAUGAAUGGGUGCAUGCUUUGCAACAACAUAAUGCUAACCAAACCAAAGAUGAACCUCGGAGACAUCCUGAUGGAAGCAGAUUUUUAUACAGCUAUCCAGCACCUACUGCUGAGCUAAUCGCUCAAGUGAACUCUAUAAGGGUUUCAAGUGAUCUUCUGAAAUGGGCAGUUUCAUAUCUCUCUGGACCAAGUUUGAAACAAGAUUGACUGCUGCUCGGUGCUGACAUAAUUAACUGGUGCUUGAAUUUUUUCAAGGCAUUUAUUAAAUUUGAAUGUCGUUUUCCUUUGAUUUCAGUGAUGGUUCUAUUACAAGUGUUACUCUGUUAAUUCUGCAAAAUACCUGAAUGGUUUGUUGUAGAAGCUUUCAUGUAGAAGUAAUAAAAUCAACAUUGGAAGAGUGGAAAAACAGGUAUUACACUACUUUCAUGGGCUGUUCUUGGCAAUUUUUACUGUUGACUUGGAUCAGUUUUGCCUUUGGACAGGCAAGUACCCUGGAAGACCUGAAGAACUGGAAAGAGAUCAAAGAAAUUUCUUGCUCUUGCCAAAAAGUGUAAUUAAAUUUCUGAGGGGAAUUUUGCGGCAUGCUUAUAUUUGGCCAUUAUAGAGGUCUAUUACUAUUGUAAUGAAAGGAUUAUAUCUGUCUUUUCCAUUUCUGUUUUUGUCUUCUUGUCAUCAGCUUAACUCCAAAUUCGGAGCUGUACUUUAGGUAUGUGCAACAUUUGGAAAAAAGCCUUUAUUAUUUGCUAAUAAAUAAAAGUCUAAUAUUUUUCUUUCAGUGUUUAA
Molecule: messenger RNA, 2707 nt
Organism: Mobula hypostoma (lesser devil ray)
Lineage: Eukaryota; Metazoa; Chordata; Chondrichthyes; Myliobatiformes; Myliobatidae
Exons: 13
Coding region: 68-2131 (687 amino acids)
Biological process (GO): negative regulation of telomere maintenance via telomerase; telomere capping; protein localization to chromosome, telomeric region
Cellular component (GO): shelterin complex
Molecular function (GO): telomeric repeat DNA binding
Source: RefSeq, a predicted model, not a curated record